CAAAAGUAAUGGGAGAAAUUAGUAGUAGUAGUGGCGGUGGUGGUUCACUUGAAAGUACACCAACUUGGGCUAUCUCCACUUUUGUUUUCUUCUUCUUUUUCUUAGCUUUUAUCAUUGAAACUUCUCUCCACCACCUUGCUCAGUUUCUCACGAGGAAGAGAAUCAAAUCGUUCGAGAAAGGUUUGCGAAAGAUCAAAACAGAAAUGAUGAAGAUGGGGUUUAUGUCGUUGCUUCUUGAGUUCUUGGAAUCAUCCAUACCAAAUAUAUGUGUGAGCAAAAGGGUGGCAAAAUCAUUUCUUCCUUGUAAAGAUAUUGCUAUGGAGUACUUGUCCAUGGAACCAGUUGUUUUCACUUUAAAAAAUCAAAGUUUAGGUUUUGAUUCACCCACAAACCUUCCUCUACUCAAUUCAGAGGAAAUUGACCAUUGUGACUCAAAGGGAAUGGUCUCUUUGAUGUCAAGGGAAGGAAUUUCGCAGCUGAAUUUAUUAAUUUCUGUAUCGGCUGUGUCUCAUGUUCUCUAUUGUAUCUUCACAAUGUGUUUAGGGAUUGCCAAGAUAAGAAAAUGGAAAGCAUGGGAGAAGGAGACUCAAGCUCUUGAUUAUCAGAUUACCAAUGAUCCAAGGAGGUUUAGACUCACACGUCAAACAUCUAUUGGAAAAAGACAUCUAAAUUUCUAUGCCUCUCAUCCACUCCUAAUUUGGCCUGUUUGCUUCAUAAGGCAAUUCAGUGGCUCCGUUUCAAAAUCUGAUUAUUUCACUCUACGCAAUGGCUUCAUUGUGUCCAACAUUGCUGGAGGAUCUGAAUUCAAUUUCCAAAAGUUUCUUCAUAGAGCUUUUGAUCAUGAUUUUGUGCAAGUUAUUCAAAUCAGAUUCUGGAUAUGGAUUUUCUCUAUACUGUUAAUAUUCUUCAGUGCACAUGAGUUCUACAACUAUUAUUGGCUCCCUUUCAUCCCAUUAGUGAUUGUAGUAACUGUGGGAACAAAGCUGGAAGUGAUUAUAACAAAAAUGUGUGUAGAAAGUAGCAAAAGGAAGCCUGUGAGCAGUGGAGCAUUUGUAGUGAAGCCUCAUGAUCGACUAUUUUGGUUUAGUAAACCCAGCUGGCUUCUCUAUCUAAUUCAGUUCGUUCUAAUUCAGAACUCAUUUCAGGUGGCAUUUUUCACGUGGACAUGGUUUGAGUUUGGGAUAAAAUCAUGCUUCAGUAGAAGGAAUGGCGAUAUUGCAAUCAGGAUUGGAAUGGGCAUUGGAGUUCAGUUGCUUUGUGGAUAUGUCACCCUCCCUCUUUAUGCUCUUGUCACUCAGAUGGGAACAAGGCCGAAGAGAACAGUAUUCACAGACGGCAUAGUUGAAGGGCUAAAAAAGUGGCAAAAAAUGUCAAAACGAAGCCUUUCCAAAAAGGCAUUCACUUCAAAAUCAACUUAUUAUUUUCAUUCUCAAGGUGACGGUCAUUACCAAAUGAAGGACAAAGAAGCAAAUAAAUCAAAGCAAGGAGGAUGUAAGAACGAUGGUUCUAAUGAAGCCAUCGUUAGUGAGUUUUCUUCUACUUCACAAAGAAACACCCAAAACGAAAACCCUAGCGAAGGAAUGAAACCAAACUAUGAUGGGGAGAUCUCUUUUGCCAGCACUUGGAAACAAAUAGAGAUUAAUUGAGUUGGGUUGGAGAACAAUCUCAUAAUCCUCUCUAUAGUUACUUUCUUAAAUGUAUAUAAUAUAUGUAUUAGAUAUAUCAUCGUUAAAUAAAAAAUCAAGCAUGUCUUAGUCUUUACAAUUAAA
Messenger RNA from Cucumis sativus (cucumber), 1769 nucleotides. RefSeq names its product MLO-like protein 12. Lineage: Eukaryota; Viridiplantae; Streptophyta; Magnoliopsida; Cucurbitales; Cucurbitaceae. The transcript has 14 exons. Gene Ontology annotation, biological process: defense response. Gene Ontology annotation, cellular component: membrane. Bases 9 to 1646 code for a protein of 545 amino acids. The record is from RefSeq and is a predicted model, not a curated record.